This is a messenger RNA of Trichomycterus rosablanca, 6003 nucleotides long. RefSeq names its product diacylglycerol kinase delta-like. Gene Ontology annotation, biological process: intracellular signal transduction; diacylglycerol metabolic process; lipid phosphorylation. The transcript is spliced from 30 exons. The coding region runs from base 60 to 3638 and encodes 1192 amino acids. Lineage: Eukaryota; Metazoa; Chordata; Actinopteri; Siluriformes; Trichomycteridae. The record is from RefSeq and is a predicted model, not a curated record. Gene Ontology annotation, molecular function: ATP-dependent diacylglycerol kinase activity; protein heterodimerization activity; protein homodimerization activity.
GCGCUGCGGGCGGACGGACGGCUGCGUGUGCUUUUCUCGAGCGGUGGGACGGUGUGAGGAUGGCCGCGGCGGUUGUGGAGGCAGCUCGGGCUCUGGAAGAGUCCUCGGACAGCGAGGCUGAACACGAACCCGGCGCACCGCAGAAACUCAUCCGAAAAGUGUCCACUUCCGGCCAGAUACGCAGUAAGACGGUGCUGAAGGAGGGGAAGCUGAUGAAACAGACGAACUCAUUUCAGCGCUGGAAAAGACGCUACUUCAAGCUGCGCGGGAGGACGCUGUACUACGCGCAGACGGCUAAGUCAAUCAUCUUCGACGAAGUUGAUCUGACCGACGCCAGCGUGGCCGAGUCCAGCACCAAGAACUUCAACAACAGCUUCACAAUCAUCACUCCAUGCAGGCGGCUGAUUCUGUGCGCUGAGAACAGGAAGGAGAUGGAGGAGUGGAUGGCAGCACUGAAAAGUGUUCAGAGCAAAGAACACUUUGAGUCUUCUCAGUACAGUAUGGACCAUUUCUCCGGGAUGCACAACUGGUUCUCGUGCUCUCACGCCCGGCCCACGUACUGUAACGUCUGUAGAGAAGCGCUAAGCGGGGUGACAUCGCACGGCCUCUCCUGCGAAGUGUGUAAGUUCAAGGCUCAUAAGCGAUGUGCUGUCAGAGCUACUAAUAACUGCAAAUGGACAACACUCGCGUCCAUUGGCAGGGACAUCAUCGAGGACGAGGACGGGAUCUCUAUGCCUCAUCAGUGGUUAGAGGGGAACUUACCCGUCAGUGCCAAGUGCAGCGUGUGUGAUAAAACAUGCGGCAGUGUGCUCCGACUGCAGGACUGGCGCUGCCUUUGGUGUAAAGCCAUGGUGCACACAACCUGCAAAGAUCAGCUCUCUACCAAGUGUCCGCUGGGUCAGUGUAAAGUGUCUGUGAUCCCACCUACCGGCCUCAACAGCAUCGACUCUGACGGUUUCUGGAAGGCUUCGUGUCCACCUUCCUGCUCCAGCCCGCUGCUGGUGUUUGUAAACAGUAAGAGUGGAGAUAAUCAGGGCGUGAAGUUUCUGCGCCGGUUCAAGCAGCUGCUCAACCCCGCACAAGUGUUCGACCUGAUGAACGGAGGUCCUCACCUGGGUCUGCGUCUGUUCCAUAAGUUUGACACGUUUCGGAUCUUGGUGUGUGGAGGUGACGGCAGUGUGGGCUGGGUCCUGUCAGAGAUUGACACACUGAUGCUGCACAAACAGUGUCAGCUGGGCGUGCUGCCACUGGGAACGGGAAAUGACCUGGCUAGAGUUCUGGGAUGGGGCUCGGCGUGUGAUGAUGACACACAGCUUCCCCAGAUCUUAGAGAAGCUGGAGAGAGCCAGCACCAAGAUGCUCGACCGUUGGAGCAUCAUGGUCUAUGAGACGAAGUUUCCACGGCAACACUCCAGCUCCACGGUAACGGAUGACUGCAGCGAUGACUCCGAGCAGGUGCAGCACAUUCUGACCUACGAGGACUCAGUUGCGGCUCACUUGUCCAAGAUCCUCACGUCAGAUCAACACUCCGUGGUGAUCAACUCGGCCAAGGUUCUGUGCGAGACUGUGAAGGACUUUGUGGCUAAAGUGGGUCGAGCGUAUGAGAAGAACACGGAGAACUUGGAGGAGUCCGAGACCAUGGCGAAAAAGUGUGGAGUUCUAAAGGAGAAGUUGGACUCGCUAUUGAAGACAUUAAACGAGGAAUCCCAGGCCUCCGUAGCCAUGACGGCACCGCCACCCACCAUCGCCGAGGAGCAGGAGGAAGGGGAGUCGGUCUCCCAGACCCCGCCCACAAUCACGCUGUCGGUCGCACCUCCGUGUUCGCCACGCCCAAGUGUCGCCAUCUUUAAACCCAGAGAGCAGCUGAUGCUGAGAGCCAACAGCCUGAAGAAAGCCAUCAGACAGAUUAUAGAACACACAGAGAAAGCGGUGGAUGAACAGAACGCUCAGACCGAGGCCGUAUUCAACGUAGUGUCACCUCAGGACGAGGAGGAGGAGGAGGAAGAUCUGGAGUCUGAGAGAUCCUUUAGCACCAGGUCGCGACACGUGAGGAGAGCUCCAUGUGAGAAGCUCAUUGCUAAGGGCGGUUUGUCACUGGGCAGCUCUGCAACACUUCCUGCUCAGACAGAAAGUCGGGAGAACAUGCUGAACAACAAGAUCCUUUACCCAGCUGGGAUGUCCGGCACGCUCCCUAGCAGUUCAGUGAUCAGCCGAUUGUUGGUGAACGCCGAUCCCUUCAGCUGCGAACCCGAGAAUAUUGAGUGCUACACGGAGAAAUGUGUGAUGAAUAAUUACUUUGGAAUUGGCCUAGAUGCCAAAAUCUCACUGGACUUCAACAACAAGCGUGAUGAACAUCCAGAGAAGUGCAGGAGCCGCACAAAGAACAUGAUGUGGUAUGGAGUUCUGGGGACCAAAGAGCUUCUGCACAGGACCUACAGGAACCUGGAGCAAAGAGUGCUCUUGGAGUGCGAUGGACGGCCCAUUCCUUUACCCAGUCUGCAGGGCAUCGCUGUGCUGAACAUUCCCAGUUACGCUGGAGGAACAAACUUCUGGGGAGGAACCAAAGAGGACGAUACGUUCACCGCGCCGUCGUUCGACGAUAAGAUUCUGGAGGUGGUGGCUGUGUUUGGGAGCAUGCAGAUGGCCGUGUCUCGAGUCAUCAAUCUGCAGCAUCAUCGCAUAGCUCAGUGUCGAACAGUAAAGAUCACCAUUCAGGGUGAUGAAGGUGUUCCUGUACAGGUGGAUGGAGAAGCUUGGAUCCAACCGCCGGGAUUUAUCAGGAUCAUCCACAAGAACCGCUCACAGACGCUGACCAGAGACAGAGCCUUCGAGAACACUCUAAAGUCCUGGGAGGACAAGCAGAAGUGUGAUUUUCCACGGCCGGUUUCCCAGCAUGCAGUGCAGCCCGAGAUCAUCACUGAGGAGGAAACGGCUCAGAUCAGCCUGUUCGGACAGACAGCAGGAGCUUUGAUACACAGUAUUAGAGAGAUUGCCCAGUCUCACCCGAGCAUGGAGCAGGAGCUGGCGCACGCUGUAAACGCCAGCUCUAAAGCCAUGGACACGGUGUACGCUAACUCCAAGAACAACACGGGCCUGACGUGUACUGUGGUCCUGCAAAUGGUCAGCAAUGUCAAAGCGCUCCACAGUGAGACGGAGCUGCUCCUAGCGGGGAAGAUGUGCCUGCAGUUGGAUCCCCCUCAGAAGGAGCAGUUGAACGCAGCAUUAGCGUCUGUUGCUCUGCAGCUGCGCAGACUAACGGACAUCAGCUGGGUUAGUGCGGUGAUUGACCCAACGGAUGAUGAGGGGCAAAUGGAAUUCUCCAAGCGCACCCGCAGUGGUAAAUUCCGCCUGGUUCCCAAGUUCAAGAGGGACAAGAACAACAAAAACAAGGAGAUGUGUGUCACUAUCAACAUGCCAGUGAAUCAGUGGGGGGUGGAGGAGGUGGCCUGCUGGUUGGAGCAGCUCUGCCUGUCGGAGUAUAAGGAAAUAUUCAUUGGCCAUGAUGUCCGCGGACCCGAACUGCUGCACCUGGAGAGGAGAGACCUUAAGGACCUGGGCGUGACGAAGGUGGGACAUAUGAAACGGAUCUUGCAAGGGAUCCGAGAUCUGAAUCGAAACAGCACGGCCAGCGAGGCUUAGACCCCCCCGCGUCGGUCACAUUCUCAGAGAGGCGGGACCAAGACAGUACAGCCAAUCGGCACGGAGGGACCAACUCAUUUAAGCUCAGCACAGUGCCUUCAUUUGACCACUUGUGACAUCAGCGAUCAGGAAAAACCUUCCCUACUGCCUCAGUGUGUGUGUGUGUGUGUGUGUGUGUGUGUGUGUGGAGGAUAAAUAAGAGCCAUUAUUAAACAAAGGGCUUCAGCCUACUGAAAGUGGAACAGGGACCAAAACUGAUCAGUUGUAGAAACUGAUCAGUCAUUAUUACCUUUUAGCAAGAUGUUUUAUUUAAAUGACCACUAAUCUACACACAAGCAGUGUGUAUCUGUGCUGCAUUCUGACAAUCAGAUUGUAAACAGUCUUAAAAUGAUCUACCUGUGUAAGGAUGCCUUAUGCGAGCAGAAUAAUGUCAUAUCAGUGUUAGGGUUUGGGUUAGCCUUUAAAGCGUGUGUUUACGGUUGGGUUUGAGAGGCCUUUAGGAAAAGCUUUAGCACUACACCGGGGCGGCUUUGGGAGGAAAAGAAAUCUGUUUUUUACUUGACAUCUAAUUGAUGUUGACUAGCGUAAUCCAUAUAACACUUAAGGGUCAUUACAUUUACAUUUUCAGCAUUUAGCAGUCUCUUUUAUCCAAGGCGACUUACAGUACUGUGACAGUAUAUAAUCUUGCUUAAGGGUCCAACAGUGGCAACCUGGCAGUGGUGGGGUUUGAGCCAGCGACCUUUUGAUUACUAGUCCAGUACCUUAACCACUAGGCUACAACUGUAAGGUUAGGGUUAAUGUCAGGGAACUGAGAUAGCAGGAGAAGUUUGGAUUAGCUCUGGGGUUUGAACUAUCGCUGAGGUUAUUGUUUGCAUCUUGUUUUAGGUUAGUGCUUAGAAGUUGAACGGUAUUGCAAAGUGACUCUCUGCAUCAAUUGGCUUAUGCCUCGUUCACACUAUACGAUUUUUGCCUUGAUUCUUUGACCUGCCAACAGGUCGUGCUAGAUGUGGCAGCUCGGAGCCGAAUCGGCAUUCGCUCUGGGCUCAGAAAUCGGCUCUUGAUUCAUUUGUUUACGCUGCAUAUCAGCGCACAAACAACUUUGAUGACAAAAUGUAAUUUGGGAGACUCGUCUGAGAUUCCUCCCGGUGAUAGAUGGUAUAGUGUGUGAUCCCCUAACGCCGAUCAGUCGUGUAGUGUGAAGACCACAACGACCUUAAAGACUCCCGAUUACAAGAGAUCAGGUUGUGUAGUGUGAACUGUACAGCGAUCCGAACACCUUGAAAGUCGUGUAGUGUGAACUCAUUGGUUCUUAUUGGUUAGAUAUUGAACGCCUGGCAGAUAACUGGUUUCUCAUUAGCUGCCCCUCAAGGGGUAAAUGUUAAGUAAGAAGGCGAACAAGCUGGCAUGAUUAACAUGAGUGCCAAUGAAGUGCUUUAGGAAUAGAGGAAUAGAAGAUCCUUAACCUGACGUGGCAGUUAAACCGAUUAAAACUAGUGAAAUUAUUGUGUAAAUUUACAUUUUGAAUACACAUUUAUAUGAAUACUGACUCUCAAGUUGUAUUGCAGCACUGCUUGAGGUAAGAAAGCGGUUCUAAGCUUAGCGGUUUAGCCUUUACACUUGGAGGAUUUACAUUUCCCAAAACAACGAGUCGAAUAGCUAUUUACUUAUAGAGUAGUAUAGAAUAGCUGCUAACAACAGUACAUUCAGGACUUUAUUAAAUGCUGGGGUGUAGAUCGGUGCAUUGUGAUUUUGAUCAGCGUUGGGAGAGUUAGCAUGAGCAUCUAAAAACACAGGAGCCAAACACUCACUAUUAAAUGGAUGGAAGUUUGUUGCUAGAAGAACAACGAUUGCUAUAUACGAGUUCUCACUGUUACUGGAAGUUAGGCUAGCGAUUUAGGUAGCCUAUAAUACGCACAAUAGACAGGUACAGUGACUGGAAAUGAUCCAAGGGCCAAAAACACCAUGUUUCUUUGUUGUUUAAAAAUUCCGUAUGAUUAAAAUGACCCUUUACACUUUUACACAUUUAGCAUUGACUGCUAAGUAAACUGUCAUAGGUUUCAGUAAAGGGUUUUGAAGAGAAACACAAUAUUUUCAACACAAUGAAAUUGUUCUAACGACAGUGUUGUUUACAUCUGUGCUAACAGCUCAUAUUUAUACAACCUGACUACAGUUCUCAUAAAAACUCACUCCAGCUGUGUAAUACGUGUGCUUGUGUCAGUCAUAUCGUUCAUUCCUGCCAGCGGUAAUCGUUCCUGUUCUUGAAUAUUUAUUAUGAAAUGCUGUCGUGUACAUAAACAUGUGUAAGAAUGUACAUACAUUCUUCAUGUACAGUUAAACGUCCUGCAUUAAACCUGCCCUCAGUGAA